Molecule: messenger RNA, 5629 nt
Organism: Mustela erminea (ermine)
Lineage: Eukaryota; Metazoa; Chordata; Mammalia; Carnivora; Mustelidae
Gene: TUT7
Product: terminal uridylyl transferase 7
Molecular function (GO): zinc ion binding; RNA uridylyltransferase activity; nucleic acid binding
Source: RefSeq, a predicted model, not a curated record
CGCACAAUGAGACAGCGCUGAGCGCCGGAAGUGGGGCCGAAGGAAAACACGGAGAGGGAGCCCGGCCGGGACAGGAAGAGGCGGGGGACCACGGCGGAGGUGGUGCAGAGUAAGAAAAUUGAAGUCAAAGACCAUGGGAGAUGCAGCAAAACCGUAUUUUGUGAAACGUGCUAAGGACCGAGGGACAAUAGAUGAUGAGGAUUUCAGAAGGGGUCACCCCCAGCAAGAUUAUUUGAUAAUGGAUGAUUAUGCUAAAGGCCAUGGCAGUAAAAUGGAAAAAGGCCCCAAAAAAAAAAUAACACCAGGGAACUAUGGGAGUACCCCCAGAAAAGGACCAUAUGCUGUUUCCAGCAAUCCCUAUGCAUUUAAAAACCCAAUUUACAGUCAGCCUGCUUGGAUAAAUGACAACCACAAAGAUCAGAGUAAGAGGUGGCUCUCUGAUGAACUUGCUGGUAAUUCAGACAGUCGGAGGGAAUAUAAACCUGGACCUAGAAUUCCUGUUAUAAACCGACCAAGAAAAGACUCCUUUCAAGAAAGUGAGGAUGGAUAUAGGUGGCAAGACACAAGAGGAUUCAGAACUGUAAGACGACUACUUCAUAAAGACUUGACAAGCCUAGAAACCAUGUCAGAAAUGGAAGCGGGAAGCCCUGAAAACAAGAAGCAGAGGUCCAGACCUCGGAAGCCACGUAGGACUAGAAAUGAGGAAAAUGAGCAGGACGGAGACUUGGAAGGCCCCGUGAUUGACGAGUCUGUGCUUUCAACGAAGGAGCUCCUGGGCUUACAGCAGGCAGAGGAGCGAUUAAAAAGAGACUUCAUUGACAGACUAAAAAGGCGACCAAGAAACUACCCUACAGCUAAGUACACCUGCAAACUUUGUGAUGUUUUAAUUGAAUCCAUUGCAUUUGCCCAUAAGCACAUCAAAGAGAAGAGGCACAAGAAAAACAUUAAGGAGAAACAAGAGGAAGAGUUGCUCACUACGUUACCCCCGCCUACACCCUCCCAGAUAAAUGCAAUUGGUAUUGCCAUUGACAAAGUGGUACAGGAGUUUGGCUUACACAAUGAGAACUUGGAACAGAGACUAGAAAUUAAACGUAUCAUGGGAAAUGUGUUCCAACACAAGUUACCAGAUUGUUCUCUGAGAUUAUAUGGGUCAUCCUGUAGCAGAUUGGGUUUCAAAAAUUCAGAUGUAAAUAUCGACAUUCAAUUUCCAGCCAUUAUGUCUCAGCCAGAUGUUCUCUUACUUGUUCAAGAAUGUUUAAAGAACAGUGACUCUUUUAUUGAUGUUGAUGCAGACUUCCACGCUAGGGUGCCAGUGGUGGUGUGCAGAGAAAAGCAAAGUGGUCUUCUUUGUAAAGUGAGUGCAGGAAAUGAAAACGCUUGUUUGACAACAAACCAUUUAACUGCCCUUGGAAAACUUGAAUCGAAGCUGGUUCCUUUGGUGAUUGCUUUUCGGCACUGGGCAAAGCUUUGCAGUAUAGAUCGCCCUGAAGAAGGAGGCUUGCCACCUUAUGUGUUUGCCCUGAUGGCCAUUUUCUUUCUUCAACAGAGGAAAGAACCUCUUCUGCCUGUUUAUCUAGGAUCAUGGAUUGAAGGAUUCUCAUUAAACAAACUAGGGAACUUCAACCUUAAAGAUGUUCAAAAUGACGCCGUGUUCUGGGAAUACACUGAGAGUGCCGCCGGCGAUGCAGACACAGCAAAAGAAGGGGCCCCAAAAGAAAUGCCUGUUAAAAGGGGACAGGUAUCAUUAAUAUUUGAUUUCAAGCCCCUGCCGUCAGUACCAGUUGGGCAGCUCUGGGUGGAAAUGCUUCGAUUCUAUGCUUUAGAAUUCAAUUUGGCUGACUUAGUGAUCAGUAUUCGUGUUAAAGAAUCUGUAUCUCGGGAGUCAAAGGAUUGGCCCAAAAAGCGCAUUGCCAUUGAAGAUCCCUACUCUGUUAAAAGAAAUGUGGCAAGGACUCUAAAUAAUCAACCAGUGUUUGAAUAUAUACUUCAUUGUUUAAGGACAACGUAUAAGUAUUUUGCCCUUCCACACAAAAUUACAAAAUCCAGCCUUCCAAAGCCUCUGAGUACUGUCACAUGUCUUUCUGAACAUUCUAAAGAAGUAGCCGAGCAUGACCCGGGUACACAAGCAAAAGAGGAUAAACUGAAAAACUCAGUUUUGGCUCAAGAGCCAGGUGCUGCCAUUUCAACUACAGACACCUGCACGGUGCAGCCACUGACUCUUGUUAAAGAGACCGCUGAAAGCUUUGGAAGCCCCCCAUCGGAGGAACUGGGAAAUGGGCAUGUCAGUGUCCGCCUGGAAAACCGAGACAGUAUCAAGGCAGGGGCCAGUUGUGAUGAGCAUGGGGAUAUUAAAGGACACCAUCAAGAAACAGGAAGUGAACCUGGGAGAGAGGGCAGGCAUCCUUUGAUUGCCGAUGAUCAAGGUCUAAGGAGUAGCAGACGUGGAGAGUUUGUCACCUGUGGUGGCGCGCAGAAUAAUGAGACAGAGAGCACUUUGCGUUUAGAAGGCUUCCAAAAUCCCGCAGCCAAAGCGUGUGAUGGAUUCACUACUUCGGAAGACAAGGCUGAUGUUGAUGAAGAAGGCAUAGAAGGUACCGAUGAUCUUGAAGAUGCUCUAAGCCACUUCGCCCCCUCAAGACAGGGCCAUACAUCAGGAAUCAUUCAUUCCGAUGAAGAGGAGGAGGAAGAAGAGGAAGAGGAUGACGAUGAAGAGCCCAGGCUGUCCAUUACCCAAAGGGAAGAUGAGGAUGACUUGGCUAAUGAAGAUGAGUUAGAAAAUACAUACACGGGAUCAGGGGACGAGGAUGCCCUGUCUGAGGAGGAGGAUGAAUUAGGGGAGUCUGCUAAGUGUAAAGACUCGAAAGAAGGUGGAAAACUUGCGGCUGGGGCUCUACUAACGGAAUUCAAUAAGAUCUGUCUUAAAGAAGAAAAUACAUGUGAGGAAGAUUCAACUGUGUCUGAUUUCUUCUAUGAAUUUAGUAAACUCACCUUCACUAAAGGCAAGUCUCCUAUGGUCGUGUGCAGCUUAUGCAAACGAGAAGGUCAUCUCAAGAAGGACUGUCCCGAAGACUUCAAAAGAAUUCAGCUGGAACCUUUGCCACCACUGACACCCAAAUUUUCAAAUAUCUUAGAUCAAGUUUGCAUCCAAUGUUAUAAGGAUUUUUCUCCAACUAUUUUAGAAGAUCAAGCUCGUGAACAUAUUCGGCAAAACCUAGAAAGUUUCAUAAGACAGGAGUUUCCAGGAACUAAACUGAGCUUGUUUGGCUCCUCCAAAAAUGGAUUUGGGUUCAAACAGAGUGACCUUGACGUCUGUAUGACGAUUAAUGGACUUGAAACUGCAGAGGGGUUGGACUGUGUAAGAACUAUUGAAGAACUGGCAAGAGUCCUCAAAAAGCAUUCAGGUCUGAGAAACAUCUUGCCUAUUACAACAGCAAAGGUGCCAAUUGUAAAGUUCUUCCAUUUGAGAAGUGGUCUGGAAGUGGACAUUAGUUUGUAUAACACACUGGCCCUUCAUAACACAAGGCUCUUAUCUGCUUAUUCAGCCAUUGAUCCCAGAGUUAAAUAUUUAUGCUACACCAUGAAAGUCUUUACAAAGAUGUGUGAUAUUGGCGACGCAUCUAGAGGCAGCUUAUCGUCAUAUGCAUACACGCUUAUGGUGCUAUAUUUCCUCCAGCAGAGGAAUCCGCCAGUCAUUCCUGUCCUUCAAGAGAUAUACAAAGGUGAAAAGAAACCUGAAAUAUUUGUUGAUGGCUGGAAUAUUUAUUUUUUUGAUCAAAUAGAUGAACUGCCCACCUAUUGGCCAGAAUAUGGGAAAAAUACAGAAUCUGUUGGGCAACUAUGGUUGGGACUUCUUCGAUUCUACACAGAGGAAUUUGAUUUUAAAGAACAUGUUAUUAGCAUCAGGAGAAAAAGUCUGCUUACAACUUUUAAGAAACAGUGGACCUCAAAAUACAUUGUUAUUGAAGAUCCCUUUGAUUUGAAUCAUAAUCUUGGAGCUGGAUUAUCAAGGAAAAUGACAAAUUUUAUCAUGAAAGCAUUCAUUAAUGGUAGAAGAGUAUUUGGUAUUCCAGUCAAAGGAUUUCCAAAGGACUGCCCCUCAAAAAUGGAGUACUUUUUUGAUCCAGAAGUGCUAACUGAAGGAGAGCUGGCCCCAAAUGAUAGAUGUUGCCGAAUUUGUGGGAAAAUUGGACACUUCAUGAAGGACUGUCCAAUGAGGAGAAAAGUGAGACGACGGCGUGAUCAGGAAGAUACCCUGAACCAAAGAUACCCUGAGAACAAAGAGAAGAGAAGCAAAGAGGACAAAGAAAUUCAGAACAAGUACACAGAGAGGGAGGUGUCGACAAAAGAAGAUAAGCCCAUGCAGUGCACACCUCAGAAAGCCAAGCCGGUGAGGGCGGCUGUCGACCUGGGCAGAGAGAAAAUACUCAAGCCUCCAGUGGAAAAAUGGAAGAGACAGGAUGACAAAGACUUAAGAGAAAAACGUUGUUUUAUUUGUGGAAGAGAAGGGCACAUUAAAAAGGAAUGCCCACAAUUUAAAGGCUCUCCAGGUAGCCUUUCCAGUAAAUAUAUGACUCAGGGAAAAGCCUCAGCGAAGAGGACCCAGCAGGAAUCAUGAGGGAAGGAAAAAAUGCAGCACUCUAAAUGGCCACUCAGGCGUUCCCAUUCACUUUGAAAUUAGGUUCAUUUCACAGGACAUAGCAGCAUAGAUCAGGCUUCAACUUAACAUUUAAGGGAAAUGUCAGAUUUUUUUUAACUUAAUGAAAUUGUUAAUGAGGAAAAAAAAUUUAGUACAGUCCCACGUACCACGAAUCCCCAUAGAUGUAAGGAUUUUAAGAGAAAGCCAUGAUGUAUGUAUUUAAACCAGGUUUUUUUUUUUGUUUUGUUUUGUUUUUUUAGGCCAGGUUUUUAAAAAAAAAAAAAAAAAAAGUAUAACUGUGGGCCAGUAUUCAGUGAAUACAAUUUCAUGGUUUUUAAUUCUUUCAAAGCACACUGAAAGUGGUGUGCUGAUACACCCAGAGUAAAUUAACCCUUUUUUUCACCUACAAAUCCCUUUUUUGUUUUGAAGAAGGGAAAUUAUAUUUAUUGUUUACUGAAUCCUUGUGUGAAAGCAUAUCAAAUAUGUGUGAACUGCUACUACUGUAUUUACAAUUUACAAACCAUAUUUUAUUGAUAUUUGUAGAAAUGACAACAUGAACAUGAGCACCUAUUCAUGCGAGCCUUCCGUGGGUCAAGCAGCACCACCGAGGGGCUCUGGGGUUUUUUCCCUAAUUUUAAGUAAGUUGACAUAGAAUUACUGUGCUCAUAAAAAAAAAAAAAAAAAAUGAAAUAAGGAAAAGAAGGAGUCCUGUUUGCUGCUAAAAUACAUUUUCAAAGGAAAAAUGACAAAACAGAAAAGCUUUUUACUUUUUAUGAUACUCGGAAAUUAGGGUGGAGAACUUUUAAAAAUCCCUGAGGAUUAAAGAGGCCAUCUCUGCCAAUCACAAGUUUGGUUGGUGUCAUUCUGGGUCUGACUGGAGCCCCCCCGGAACUGUUUCUCUAACUCCACAAACCCUCCAGAAGUAGAAUGUGGUCAGAACAAUGCCUCGGUUUAUUUAUCAUUUUGAAAUAAAACCAGAAUUUCAACCUGUAA